Messenger RNA from Entrophospora sp. SA101, 387 nucleotides. Lineage: Eukaryota; Fungi; Glomeromycota; Glomeromycetes; Entrophosporales; Entrophosporaceae. The record is from the annotation of a GenBank genome assembly.
AUGCAGCUUAAAAGAGUUACAAGAGCCUGGCAAAGAAAAAGCAUAGCCACUUGUAGAGAUAUUUCUAUCCCACUCUUGUCAGAAUGGAGCUUUCAAGAGGUGCAACAGCCUGAUAAGAAGCCACCAUUUCAAUUACAUCUCUAUAUCCAACUAACCUUCUUCUUCUCCUUUUCCAAGAAUCUUUCUGCACACUUGCAGACUUCUUGUGUAGAAGUUGUAUCUCCUUUAAUUGUGCAUAAAGUAUGUAAAAUGAAUGUACAUUUUAUCCUUGUCCACAUUAAGGAAUUAGGAGAAUCAAAAGAAAUAGCAGAUGAAUUCGAAGAAGCUUGUUUCACUUUGGUGAUCUUGUUCGAUUCUUUGGAUAAUUGCAUAAUGUUAAUUGAAUAG